AUGGGCUACUUAGAAUAUCAUUAUUCGUUGCGAUUCACUACCCCUGAAUCCUCCCUCUUCUCAGAGCUCGUCUACACUGCGGACAAGGACCAGCAAUCGAACCAGGCUGGAGGAGUGGAGAGGGAGAAGAGCUGUGGUGGUGACAUAUCUGACAGCGAGGAAGACCCACUCCGCAGUCUUUUCUCUGAUGAUGAUGAUGAUGAUGAUGAUGAUGACAAUGCCGCUGAUCUCGACUCUCCGGAUACCGAAAACGCUAUCGGCCUGGAUGAGGCGUGCCAUCCUUCAAAAGGCAAAGAGGUUACGGAGAAGCGCGUACUGCAUAAUCACUUAGGAAGCGGUUGUGAUAGAUCUGACCACGACCCUUCCCGGAGUUGUGGGCUUUGGUCACGUAUAUAG
Molecule: messenger RNA, 396 nt
Organism: Paracoccidioides brasiliensis Pb18
Exons: 2
Coding region: 1-396 (131 amino acids)
Source: RefSeq, a predicted model, not a curated record